This is a messenger RNA of Aspergillus oryzae RIB40, 579 nucleotides long. RefSeq names its product peptidylprolyl isomerase. The coding region runs from base 1 to 579 and encodes 192 amino acids. The record is from RefSeq and is a predicted model, not a curated record. Gene Ontology annotation, cellular component: fungal-type vacuole; endoplasmic reticulum. Lineage: Eukaryota; Fungi; Ascomycota; Eurotiomycetes; Eurotiales; Aspergillaceae. Gene Ontology annotation, molecular function: peptidyl-prolyl cis-trans isomerase activity. Gene Ontology annotation, biological process: protein folding; protein peptidyl-prolyl isomerization. The transcript is spliced from 6 exons.
AUGACUGACCUCCGGAGCGCGGAAGAAAUCACGUCGCAACAAUAUUCCUCCGGUUUAGCUACGGUGUACUUCGACAUUGAGCACGGCAAUAAGCCUCUGGGCAGAGUGGUGCUCGGAUUGUAUGGCAAGACCGUUCCCAAGACCGCCGAGAACUUCCGGGCUCUCGCUACCGGCGAGAAGGGCUUUGGUUAUGAGGGCUCUACCUUCCACCGUGUCAUUAAGGAGUUCAUGAUCCAGGGUGGUGACUUCACCCGCGGUGAUGGCACUGGCGGAAAGUCUAUCUAUGGCGAAAAGUUCAAGGAUGAGAACUUCAAGAUUAGGCACACCAAGAAGGGACUCCUGAGCAUGGCCAACGCCGGCAAGGAUACCAACGGCUCUCAGUUCUUCAUCACUACUGUGGCUACUCCAUGGCUCGAUGGCCGCCACGUUGUUUUCGGCGAGGUCCUUGAGGGUUAUGAGGUGGUUGAAGCCAUCGAAAACGUUCCCAAGGUUCCUGGUGACAAGCCCCAACAGGUGGUCAAGAUCGUCAAGAGUGGAGAGCUGGAGUCUGAGGACAAAGGUAGCCACGAGGAGCUGUAG